Molecule: messenger RNA, 1332 nt
Organism: Microplitis mediator
Lineage: Eukaryota; Metazoa; Arthropoda; Insecta; Hymenoptera; Braconidae
Exons: 6
Coding region: 107-1270 (387 amino acids)
Source: RefSeq, a predicted model, not a curated record
UUUUCAAGCAGACCAUACAAGAAAACUUCUCAACUUUGCUAAGUUUUCAUUUACUGCGCCCUAUUCGUAUAACCCCAUUGCUAUUUUACGCUAAACUAGAAACAUUAUGAAUUAUUUUCACUUAUCUAAUUUUACAAUAUGGAUACUUAUAAUCGUUAUUCACUUGAAUAUGGUAUCAGUAAAAUUAGAAUUAGUUCCAAUUCAGAAAGGUGAUCCAAGUGAAUGGCGAGAAUAUGGAGCAGAAGCCAACUUCCUGGUAUUUAAUAGCAUAUACACAAUAUCUAUCAAUGAAGAACUACUAAAUGGCAAUAGAUUUUGUUCUGGUCAAUGUGAUAAUAUUAAUCCAUGGAAUCAUCAAUGGGCUGCAUAUUAUUUCAGUUACCCAAAUACUUGUAGAGGAUAUAUUCAUUACUGCUGGUUCAAAGCCAAAACCGAAAAGCGGCAAAAACUCGAAGCGGAACUGGCUGACCUAAGAAGCGUAAUGCGAACACCGGGGUACCAGUAUAGUCAAAAUUAUAUCAUCAAAAAACAACAGGAAAUACAGAAUCGAUUGAGCUAUGCAGGUAACGAUUGCUACUGUCUUUGCGAACGUCACGAUAACCAUCCUAAUAAUCCGCGUGGUGAUUUGAUUGAUUCCAUUUGUUAUGAUCCAGUUUCAGUUGAUGACGGAUAUGUUGCAACUGGCGUGAGAUUCAAAAGACAUGGUAACAUAGUUUACCUUGAACUUCAACAAGGUAUAUUAUCAGGAGGACGAAUUGAUCCCAAUAGUUUGAAGUGGAAAAGUUCUGAUCAAUGUAGUUCAUCAAAAAAAGUUGUUUAUAAUUGGUCAAGUAGUUACACUGGUCUAGAAAUUAUAUUAGAAGAUAUGAAAUUGCCAGAGAAUGCAGUCGUAACAGGCAUCACAUUUGGUCAGUCAUUGCGUGGACGCUAUGUUAAUGAUGACGGCGAUUUCAAUGAUAAUGUAGAUCAAAUUGUAAAGGGAAGUCAAUGUCCUGGGAGUGUCUCUAGCUUAUCGUCACGUUGUUGGGGUUUUUUGUUACCAACGUCCUUGGUAGGAAAGAAUAACGAACUCAGUAAAUCAUGCGAAAAUAAAAUUUCAUUUUGUGGAUCUGAUGAGGGUUCUGAUUAUAUGCAACACGUUGUUCCGUAUGUUGAUUUACAGGAAAUCGUUACAGAUCAAAAUUCACCUCAGCCUCUUCGUGGAAUCGGUUGGUAUUAUCGCAGUCACCCUGGCUAUGGAGGAUUUUUGGCUCUCAAGAUAUUCAAAUAAUUGUAAAUUUUGGCGAGAAAAAAAUAAAUGUCUCCACUUAAUAACAGUAAAAUAAAUGAAUU